This is a messenger RNA of Eimeria necatrix, 2241 nucleotides long. RefSeq lists its product as hypothetical. The transcript has a single exon. NCBI's taxonomy places the organism in Eukaryota, Apicomplexa, Conoidasida, Eucoccidiorida, Eimeriidae. The record is from RefSeq and is a predicted model, not a curated record. Bases 1 to 2241 code for a protein of 746 amino acids.
AUGAAUCAACUGUCGCUUGAGGAGUUCAGGCACGACCUGUCUUCCUCUGCCUCCACUCAUUCACAUUCAAGGAGAAAUGCUGUCCAGAGCUCCGCGGAUGGGUCGUUUUUUGUCCAGCGCGCUCCCAAAAGCAAGUUGUUUCCAUUGUCUCUGGCUCCUCGACUCUGCGCAGUUUUCAGCUCGUUAGCAGUAGCGUAUGUUCUGCUGCUAUGUUUCCGUUCUAUAGGGGCUGGGCGUCAGCAGGCUUCACCUGCCAGAUCCCUUGCAGCUGGUGGAUAUGGACCAUGCCGCUCAGAUUUCUUACAUGACGAUGAAGAAGAUGAUGACGGGGAGACGGGGGGUUGGGCACAACGUUUGGUGCAGUCACUCCUGCAGGAACAGCGAAUGUCACCGCCUCAACAGGCUUUCCAAUCUCAAGGGAAUGUCGGACUACCACGCGACGAAGGAUACUUUGCCGGCCAAGCGGUACAGGGAACUUCCGGAGACGUUGCGGGCGGUGGCUCUUCCCCAGAUAGCUCGAAGACGCAUGACUUGCACUUGUGGGUAAAUCGAAACAUGCCAACAUGUGAAAGGGAGUUUCUGUUGCGGACGUUUGGUCGGAUCGUACAAGCGACGAGGUUGUGUGGGUCUCUUCUGACAGUCAUGACGUGCAGGCAACGCCUGUAUUUUACAUUCCAUGUGGUGAGGUUGCUUGCCUUGGAUUUGGGAGCACUUACAUUAGUUAAGGAAGAUAUAGAGCCUACGAGGAGCGCCGUAGGUGACUGUCUCAUCCAGUUGGCGAAGCAGUCGCUUGAACGCGGUGGGGACGACGAAGGCAAUGAAGGCGAUCGUAUCGCGCUUCGUGAGCUUAUCGUUUUAAUUCGUGAGAUUAAGAAGCCAAGACUUAUUGAUCAAGAAAAGACCCCCACUAAAUACAAAAAGAAAAUGAUAAGCAUACUGGCAACUUCCGACACAGUAUUAAGGAAUUGUUUGGGCGUUCUGAGGGGGCUACAUCGGCUCCAGCAAAGCUUAUCGCUGAGGAAGCUGCCGGCUAGCGUAUUAGUACAGCAGCUCGGUGUUUUGAAGGCUCUUUACCAUGUCCACGCCGACUACCUCGCAAGGGAUGGUUCACUUCGGGCACACAUACUAGAGUGCCAGAAGCGUACGCGUCUGUAUGUGUUUUUUGGUCGGGAGCACUUUAAAUUGUCGAAAGGUAAGAUUCUGCCAGUUAAAGAACUGCAGAGCCAGAUAAGUGCAGCUGUAAGGGCCGCUGGCGGACUUCUACAACGUGGACAAGGAAGUGCAUGGAAGCGUGAGAGUGAUGGCAGCGCAAUGGAGGAGCAGACUGAAGAGGGAAGUGGUGAGUUUGAGUCGCUGAGUAGGCUUGCCGGUAACGAACUGCUACAAGGUGCAUUGUCUCAAGCAAUUCAAGCUUCCUAUGAGGACAGAACCUCGGAAGCGAACAUAGAUACGGACCCGGAUGAUACGCUGCAAGGUGAAGCUUCACCGCCUUGGUCUGACUGGUUGCUUGAGCAAGGUGCAAGUGCUGGGCCAGCUUUGAUGCCCCCCACCACAGACAGAUUUGCCGGGAGGCCUGUUGAACAACCGCCGCAGUUUGUCUCUCCGCAGACCUUUUUGUCAGCCGUUGGCAUGUCGGUGUUUUGGUCGCCAGCAGCAAGAGGGGGAGCUCUACAUGGGAGCCCAUAUUAUCCCGGGGCCUACGCUUCCUCUGCAAGACCCUUCCAGAUGUCAGCUGCUUCGUAUGGUGCACCUUUUUUUCAAGGCAGCUCAUCAGCACAGCACGUCUCUGCAGGACAGACUGCUACAGCGCAUUUGAUGCAAGCGCCUCUGAUGCAGCGGACGGAUGUAGCUGCUACAGCGCAUUUGAUGCACUCGCCUCUGGUGCAGCGGAUGGAUGUAGCUGAGCCGUCUGCGUGGCUGGAGACGCGUGCGCGUUCUCAAGAAGAGCGUCAGAGCAGGCUGCAGCUGCAGAGAUCUGCUGAGCUUCAAGAGGAUUACAUGUGGUUAGAGGGACCUGCAUCUAUGCAAGAAACGGACUACAGUCUUUUUGGGGAUGGCGGCAUACCCCCCUGGUCGCCUUUUCCACAAGCGCCAGCCGAAUCUAUAGAGAGUCCCGUCACUGCAAGCAGCGACUUCCCGGGCAGUCUGGGGGGCGCAAGCUUUCGCUUUCGCAGGACGGAAGGCCAGGACGAAGCGGGCGUUGGCCGCCUGGGUGGACGUAUUCGGAGCGGCCGCCAAUAA